CGCACUACCACUACGCCGGGAGCCAAUUCCGGCAAAGCUCAGCGGAAACAAAUAUACAACCAGGGUGGGGGCUACUGUUUAUGGCUCGCCGCCUGCUGAUUUGUUUUGCCAGCUCAGUCUUCGGGGUUCUUUUUUUCGAACUCGUAGCUCGAAGACCCACAUCGUGCCGUGGUUAAUCACGGCUUUGCCGUUCGUCGCAGCAUAGCAUCGCGCGAGCGGCGCAUGAAGCUCCAUAGCUCUCGAUCUGCGGUAGCAUCUUUCGUUAGGAGUCGCCGCCCGGGUGUUUCAAGCCCGCUAUCUUACCUCGUCGAUGUUCCGUGCGCCACCUUGGCCGGCCGACUCAAUUCAAUGCACCUUACCCACGUCAUUUGCGACUUAUGCCGGUGACGUUGUCGGCUGACCAAGACAGCUUCGUCUGAGACAUGACAUAGACGACUCGCCGAAGGUAUAAGAGAGGAGGAUCCUCGAGAUUGCCCUAGGCGACAGCGUUGCCCCUCACGAGUCCCUACCUAAGAUAGCCUCACCUUUACUCUUCGCUCCGUCGCGUAACUCACCAUGGGCUCCCUCGACCACAACCCGCCCAACGCUCAGAUCCAUAUCUCCAACCAUGGUACUAAUUGGUUGUGGGCCGUUUUUACGAUCAUGCUUCUAUCGAUGUUAGGCAUGUUCGCUUGGUCGUAUACUCGUCCUCGGGGCAACCGUUUCUUCCACAACAUUGCCCUUAUAAUCCUGCUAACCUCCACUAUCGCCUACUUUGCUAUGGCAUCCGAUCUCGGCUCUACCCCUAUCCAGACGGAAUUCCGCGCUCAGGGCACGCGCCAGAUUUGGUAUGUUCGUUAUAUCCAGUGGUUCAUCAAUUUCCCACUUCUCCUCAUCCUCAUGCUCUUCGCCACCGGUCUGGCCCUUACCGAGAUCCUGACGACGGCAUUUUUCGCUUGGGUUGUCGUCGUAUGCGGACUGGUGGGAGCAUUGGUUGCAUCAAGUUAUAAAUGGGGCUUCUUUGUCCUGGGUUUGUUUGCUCUGUUUUAUAUCUGGUACGUGACCGUCCUGCUUGGCCACGGACCACGCUCGAACUUUAACGCAGGCCCUGGUAUGCGCACGGGUUACAUUCGCGGCUCAGGGGCGAUUGCUUUCCUGACGAUGCUCUACCCCAUCGCUUGGGCUUGCUCUGAAGGUGGCAACGUCAUCUCGCCGACGUCCGAGAUGGUCUGGUAUGGCGUGCUCGACCUGCUGCUCGGCCCGUUCUACCUCUACUAUCUCAUCUUCACCCUCCGCAAGCUUGACUACGGCGCGUUUGGCCUGCAGUCGUGGAAGUACAGUGACACAUAUGGUUCCGGUGCGGGUACGGGCUCAGGCAACGUCGGUGCGGCUCCGGCCACCGCUGGCACCACUACAGGUGCACGCAACGCGAAAACCGCCGAGGCCGGUAUCCCCGCAGCAGGGGUUGCCCCUGCUACUGCUGCCCCUGCCACCGGUGCUCCCGCCUCCACUGGCGGUCCCAACGCUGCUAACGUUGUCUAACAUCGCGUUUCGUUUGUAACGUCUAAUGUCUCUCGAGAAUAGUGUGCUCUGGCGUACUCUGGAAUGCUCUACGAGUUUGUAUAUAUGUCACAAGUAGCUGUUAUUUUAGUUGCGUUUGGAGCAUCGUCGUUUGUACCUGUAGUUUUGCCUGUCUUUACUAAUCGGUAAAGCUUUCUGUAACCGACCUCCGGUGUAUGUAGCACGGUUGUAUUAUCAGUUGAACGAAUGCGAAAAAAGCGGCGCGCGUCCUAAUGUAGUCAAAGCUCCGCUCGACGAAUCUUUCUAUCCGAGAUCUUCUGAGAUGUAGCUUACAAAUGCGCAUCUUCCACGGAGUAAAUGGUGUUCUGCCGGAUGUAUUACGCGAAAGCCAAACUAUUAGACAGCGAAGCACGGUGUAGCGACUGGAUGAGUGUAGAUGAAGCGCGAUUGUGCCGAGGAUCCUGUAGCAGAAAUUAUGAAGUGUAGAUGACUUGAGCUUCAGGAUUACGCGUCGGGCACGAGCCCUAGGCCAUCCUCUACGUUUUGAACGAGGUCUUCCUUCCAGUCGGGCGACUCCUCGAGCUGGUCGAUGUUCGUGAUGCUGCCGAACGGCACGGUCUGCACAGGCAGAGGGGGGCACUCGAUCAUCGUUGCGCCGAGCAUGCCACGCUUCUUCUCCUUCUCUGAGUCGUCCUGGAUCGUGCGCAGCUGGAGCAGGCUUUCUGGCCAUGGCGAUGGGCGGCGCAUGCCCUCCUGGACGGGCACGGGGUAGGCUUCGACGAUGCGGAAGUACUUGCCUACAGCGCCGCCGUGGUCCUCCCGGGCGGCAAGCUUGAGGUAGAGGACGUUGUUCCGGAUGUUGAUGAGAUCGUCACUGGCGCGCACGGCCUGGAGGCACGCGGUUGUGAGAGCCGCGUUGUGAAAGCGCACCCAUGUUUCGAGGCGCUGGUCGAGCUCGUAGAGGGAGAGGCCGUCGGGGAUGAGCUGGCGGUCGAUGGCCGAGCUGUCGUGCUCUCUGAGCGCGUUAACGAGGAUGACGUUGUUGUGACAGACGAGCUUGUGCUUCUGCAGUGCGGGGCAUUG
This is a messenger RNA of Phanerochaete carnosa HHB-10118-sp, 2583 nucleotides long. RefSeq lists its product as uncharacterized. NCBI's taxonomy places the organism in Eukaryota, Fungi, Basidiomycota, Agaricomycetes, Polyporales, Phanerochaetaceae. The record is from RefSeq and is a predicted model, not a curated record. The transcript is spliced from 4 exons. Gene Ontology annotation, cellular component: endoplasmic reticulum; plasma membrane. The coding region runs from base 556 to 1521 and encodes 321 amino acids.